AGUAAUGUAAAGGUUUGACCUUGGAUCUCUCAUCUCUAUCUAUCUAUCUUCUUCAUUAGGAUUAGGGCUACGGACCUUGCUUGCUCGUAUCUUCUGUUUAAGCUGCGAUAAACUGCAUUCACGAGUGUUUACUAUCUGUGCUAUUCGUAUUCCGGUGCUGUUGAUUUGAAGAGCUCAUGUUGUAAGCAGACUGUUCAGUGAAAGGAUUUAAGGAAUGAUCCUCUCAGCACUUUUGACUUCUGUUGGAAUCAAUCUUGGACUUUGUUUUCUGUUCUUCACAUUGUAUUCUAUAUUGAGAAAGCAGCCAGGAAAUGCGGAAGUUUAUGCACCACGCUUGGUUGCUGAGGGGAAAUCUCAGCAAACCAGUAAUUUCAAUUUGGAGAGACUUUUGCCGUCCGCUGGUUGGGUGACAAGAGCAUGGCGACCCUCAGAAGCAGAGCUCUUAUCCACCUCGGGCUUGGAUGCUGUUGUUUUCAUGCGCAUUUUUAUAUUCAGUGCUAGAGUUUUUACCUUUGCUGUCAUCGUGGGGAUUUUCAUUCUUCUGCCUAUCAAUUACAUGGGGAAACAACUAAGUCUUGAUUUGUUUGACUUGCCCAACAAGUCUCUGGAAUCAUUCACUAUCUCAAAUGUUGACGACGGAUCAAACAGGUUAUGGAUCCAUUUCUCAGCUGUGUAUAUCUUCACGGCAGUUGUUUGCUAUCUUCUUUACUUUGAGUGUGACUAUAUUUCAUCAAAGAGAAUUUCUUACUUUUAUUCAUCAAAACCUCAUCCACAUCAGUUUACCAUUUUAGUUCGAAGUAUUCCAGCUUCAUCAGGAAGAAGUCACAGUUGAAAGUUUUUU
This is a messenger RNA of Solanum verrucosum, 841 nucleotides long. Its product is annotated as CSC1-like protein HYP1. Gene Ontology annotation, cellular component: plasma membrane. The record is from RefSeq and is a predicted model, not a curated record. NCBI's taxonomy places the organism in Eukaryota, Viridiplantae, Streptophyta, Magnoliopsida, Solanales, Solanaceae. The transcript is spliced from 5 exons. Gene Ontology annotation, molecular function: calcium-activated cation channel activity. Bases 215 to 832 code for a protein of 205 amino acids.